This is a messenger RNA of Bursaphelenchus xylophilus (pine wood nematode), 1857 nucleotides long. Lineage: Eukaryota; Metazoa; Nematoda; Chromadorea; Rhabditida; Aphelenchoididae. The record is from the annotation of a GenBank genome assembly.
AUGACUGAUGAUCAUAUUUUGGCCCUAAUCUGCUCUUCCUCGGGAUUCACACAAAUUCAGGUGAUUUUUUUGGAUUUUUCAAAAAUUUUUUGGAAGUGAUAUUGAUUUAGAUGAUUUUUUUUAUUUUUUUUUGUGAUUUUGACGUUAUUUGUUGGAAUUUCAGUGUCGCGAAACCGAAAUGACCGACCUGGACCUGCUCAUGUCGGGAUGCGUGCGUCCCCUGAGAGGCGGUGGACUGGCCGCCGUCCAAUGCCUCGAAUUCUCGAAAUGCAUCAACCGUCGCAUCUGGAACUUCAACAGCCCGUUGCGCCAGGUGGUCGACGUGUAACUGCAGAAGGACGUAGUGGUCCGAAAAAUCGAAGCCAAACGAACGGCUUCCUGGACCUCCUGGAUUACGACCAGAAGGAGCUGGGCGCACAGUUCAAUUGUGACGGACGGAUCAUGUACGACUGCUUGAGGUACAUCUCGUCCUUGGAUGUGGAAGAAACCAUCAAUCACCCCGUAGGUUUUGAAGUGGAAUUUUGGACAGGUCAAUUUGCCUGGAACUUUUGGGAAAAAUAGGGGUUUUGGGAUAUGUUGGGGGUUUUUUGAUCAAGAUGGAUUGGGCAAUGUGGAGAAUUUUUUGGGCAAGGAGAGAGUUUUUUUGAGCAAAAUGGUUGUUUUGUUUUUGGGCAAGAUAGAUUUUUUGGGCAAGGUGGAUUUUUUUUGGCAAGGUAAGAUUUUUUGAUCAAAAUUAGGAUUUUUUUGGGCAGCAUGGGAAUUUUGGGCAAGAUAGGGAAUUUUGGGCAAGAUGGAAAAUUUUUGGGCAAGCUGGAAUGUGUCGGGGAAAGUUGAUUUUUUGAGCGAAAUGGGAAUUUUCGGGCAGAAUGGGAAUUUUGGGCAAGAUGAGAACUUUUCAGCGGAUUUAAAUUUUUUGUUCGAAAUGGAUUUUUUUACUAGAUGUAAAUUUUUGGGCAUUUUUUUUGCAAAUUUGGAUUUUUUGUACUGGUUGACAUUUUUCGGACAACUUCCUAAUUUUGAUUUCUAUGGGUUAUCGAGUUACAGGUCCCAUUGAAGUACUUUCCUCAUCAUAUAAAAUUACACAAACAUAUGUAAUACAUGUGUUUUACGUUGUUUUCAAUUAAUUUUUUUAUUUUUCAGAGAUGCUCUCUCUCGUCAUUACCCACUACCGACGGUGUAAAAGAAAGAAGCAAAUAUGUAAAAAAAAACAAAAAAUGAAAAAGGCCUAAAAAAAGAGCCAAAAAAAUUUAAAAGGCCAAAAAAAAAGAGCCAAAAAAGAUUGAAAAGGCCAAAAAAAAAUAAAAAAAGGCAAAAAAAAAUAAUAUAUUUUUUGAGAAAAUAAGAUAAAAGCCAAAAAAAUUAAAAAAAGUUAAAAAAAAAAAUGAAAAAAUAAAUAAAAAAAAAUUUUUAAAUUUACCCCUCAUCGUAUAUGAUUUGUCACUAUUUUUUAUUCGCAUGUAUAAUUUAUCACCAUUUUUUAUUCGUAUAUGAUUUAUCACCAUUUUUUAACUACGUAAGUUAUCGUUUUAUACCUUUUUUAGCGUAUUUUUUUAAUCUCAAAUUAUGUGAUCUAUAUUUGCAGAAAAUCAUCCCGGAAAGCAAUGGAUCCUUGGAAAACAACGCAAAUUCAACAGCAUCACUCCCAACUUCGGCCCAGGACGGCACCAUGGCCGAGACUCAAACCAACGACAGAAACAUCAUGGAAUGUAAGUUUUGAUGGCUUUUUUUGGUAGUUGAGGAAAUAUUAGGGAAUUCUUCUUGAGAUUGUUGUUACUUGUUUUUUUGGUUGUUUUUCUAUUUAAUGUUUUUUUAUUUUCAGAUAUUCGGUCCAAUUUCUUUGCUGCUAUUCGGAUGUAA